AUGAGAUUUGGCCAGAAAGAAAAACUUAGUCCCCGAUUUAUUGGACCUUAUGAGAUACUUGAAAGGGUUGGACCAGUUGCAUAUAAAUUGGCGUUGCCACCUGAGUUAGACAAGAUCCACAAUGUCUUCCAUGUUUCUAUGCUUAGAAGAUAUCAUUCUGAUCGAUCUCAUGUUCUUCCAGUUGAAUCUAUUGAGGUUAAUCCUGACUUGACAUAUAAUGAAGAACCUAUUCUAAUUCAAGCUCGAGAAGUAAAGCAACUUAGAAACAAGAGAGUCCCCAUAGUAGAGGAAAGUGCAAAGGUAAAAGGGGCAAAGCCUAAGCCAAAGGCCAAGGCUGCACCAAACUUGGAGCACACUUCCUCAAGUCCACCACCACCACCACAGCCAGUGGUGUGGAGCAUGGCUCGUGGUAUGGUUCGUGAGGCCAAGGCAGUAGCUCCCUAG
Solanum stenotomum is the source of this 444-nucleotide messenger RNA. RefSeq lists its product as uncharacterized. The record is from RefSeq and is a predicted model, not a curated record. Bases 1 to 444 code for a protein of 147 amino acids. NCBI's taxonomy places the organism in Eukaryota, Viridiplantae, Streptophyta, Magnoliopsida, Solanales, Solanaceae. The transcript is spliced from 2 exons.